AUGUCCACGUAUGAUUUGCACGAUGCAUGGCGUACAAUUCAUCCAAAUGCUCAGGAGUACUCUUGGCAUCGCCCCAACGGCCGUCAAGCCUCGCGAAUAGACAUGAUUUGGCUUUCUGCCUUGCUCUUGUCCUGUGUCAAGCGUGUCAACAUCCUUUCCUUUUUCCGCUCCGACCAUUCCACUGUAUAUUUGGAGCUUUGUCUUCUGUCCGCCACCCAUCAUGGAGAUGGUGUUUGGAAGUUGAAUACUCGGCACCUUUCAGAUGAGUCCUUCGUUAAACUUGUGUCGGACUUUGGUCAAGUUGGAGAGUGUAUAAAUCUUCUUUCUUGUCGCUUACUGCGUGGUGGGAUGCAGGCAAAGCGCGACUAAAACAAUAUAUCCGUGAAUUUUCUAAGAAGAAAGCUGUCAGCCGUCGAAAGCUCAUUACAUUGUUAGAGCAUACCUUAUUUCAUUUCAACGGACGUCUGCUCAAUGGUGACGAGGUCCUUCCAAUCAUUGAAGAUGUUAAAAGUGAACUGGAGCCUGCUCAUCGAGAUGAAGCGGGAGAAGCCCGUAUUCACGCAAACGUUCAAUGGGCAGAAGAGGAAGAAGCCUCUAUACCAAGUAUUUUUGUCGGUUUAGAACGUAAACGUGGUCAACACAGGAUCUUUACUUCAGUUAAAAUCAUGGCCGGCACGGUGGUUUCUACCUUCGUGGGUAUCGCUCGGGCGUGGGUGGCCUUUUAUGGUUUACCAUUUACAUCGCAGAGCCUAGAUCGAAUUGAACAAGACUUCUUCUUGAAUUCUUUGUCAUUGAAACUGUCCAGAGCUGAACAAAGUUUGUGUGAGGGGGACUAA
Paramuricea clavata is the source of this 836-nucleotide messenger RNA. The record is from the annotation of a GenBank genome assembly. NCBI's taxonomy places the organism in Eukaryota, Metazoa, Cnidaria, Anthozoa, Malacalcyonacea, Plexauridae.